AUGGGAGACGACGACCACAACUCCAAGGAUCUCUUAGUGAGUGGGGAUUCAAUCCGUCGUCGUUUUCUGAAAUUUUUUGCUUCCCAGGGUCACGAGGUUCUUCCAAGUGCUUCUCUUGUGCCACGGCCAGAUGAUCCCACCGUUCUCCUAACAACUGCAGGAAUGCUGCAGUUCAAGCCUAUAUUUCUUGGCCAUGAGGAAAGAAAGGUAGAACAUCUCGGCACCAUACCUUCUUCGAAAUGCUUGGCAACUUCAGUUUCGGAGAUUACUUCAAGAGGGAAGCAAUCCGAUGGGCAUGGGAGCUUUCGACUGAAGAAAUUUGGAAUACCAGCUGACAGGUUGUGGGUUAGUGUCUUCCAAGAUGACGAUGAAGCUUUCGAAAUAUGGCAUCAUGAGGUUGGUGUUCCUGUGGAGCAUAUCCAGAGAAUGGGUGAAGAAGACAACUUUUGGACUAGUGGAGUCACCGGUCCAUGCGGUCCCUGCUCAGAGAUAUAUUAUGAUUUCCAUCCUGAGAGGGGGUAUUUAGAUGCAACCUCAAUGAUGAUACCAGGUUUAUAG
Molecule: messenger RNA, 558 nt
Organism: Fragaria vesca subsp. vesca
Lineage: Eukaryota; Viridiplantae; Streptophyta; Magnoliopsida; Rosales; Rosaceae
Product: probable alanine--tRNA ligase, chloroplastic-like
Exons: 2
Coding region: 1-558 (185 amino acids)
Source: RefSeq, a predicted model, not a curated record